Aedes albopictus (Asian tiger mosquito) is the source of this 12176-nucleotide messenger RNA. RefSeq names its product protein king tubby 2 (gene ktub). Gene Ontology annotation, cellular component: cilium. Bases 937 to 2247 code for a protein of 436 amino acids. Lineage: Eukaryota; Metazoa; Arthropoda; Insecta; Diptera; Culicidae. The record is from RefSeq and is a predicted model, not a curated record. The transcript is spliced from 6 exons. Gene Ontology annotation, biological process: protein localization to cilium.
GGCGUUCAUCAUUGUUUGUUAGGGCGUGCAGCUGGCAGGACGUUAAAACGGGAUCCUCCGUGGUGGUGCUGUGUUGUUGCAUCAGAGCCCCUGUCUACUCUAGAGUCGGUCACCGUAACACAGUCCGGAUCUCCGCUGGCUGUCCGGGAGUGUUGGGAGGUCCGCGUUGAAGAACCAGAAUUGUGCGCCAGGAGUUCAGAGGUCUUUAAAGUGAUACACGGUGGUCUGCCUCUAUACUGCAUUAGGGAGUAUCCAUAAAGCCAGCCUCAGACGUAUUCCAGGUGGUUGGCGGUGUGCGGUGGCAAUAAUAAUGUAACGAUACAUUGCAGGACAGGACGGCUUGUGUGGUGAGGUGAAGCGAAGUCUAUAGAUUUGGUGUCACCACCGCGGCAGUAUUAGAAUCAAUUCAUGGAACGGGGUUGGGGUGAGAUAUCGAAUGCAAUCGCGAAUGCGUCGCCGUCCGUUUGACAUAUAUCGAUAAAAUAGUUUGCUGGACGACCGACCGACGACGACCACGACUGGAUACACUUUUUACUCCAUGUACAUCGACGUCGCGUGUGUGUAGUGUAUUCUAAAUACAAUCGAAGUGGAGUAGAGUGUUGUUUGUUGUCUGCAGCAAAGCAGCAGUGGAGUGACGAGUCAUACCGCAAGGCAUUUAGCGCGGUGUUUGUGAAGGAAGUGCUGUUUUCCUUAACCCACGAGCGCUCGCGCUGUUGUAUUUUGUACAACACGUUGAAAAAAUCUCGAUUUUUGUACUCAGCAUUAGCGUGGUGCUGACGCAGGUAGUCAACCGCGCGAGUUACGGAAGGUUAAAUUCAAUUUAUAUGUACGUGCACCAGUGAGGAUAGUGUUGUAGAUACCAGAGAGUGUUCGAAGUCCCAUUCAUCAUUCAUCCUUGUGGAGGUGCAGCAAUAGUUGGCAGUCGUAGCAGACAACAUGAGUGCAAUCAAUAACAGCAGACACCAGAAGCUGGAACAGCAACGCCAGCUCAUGGAGGCCUACAUACGACAGAAACGGGCAACGCCAGGGAUGGUGCAAGCGAGCGAUAUGCAACUGGUGCGGCCCAUGUCGGCGGUGAACAGAAACGGCCGGGAAGUGCACGCCUACGAUGGACCGAUGCAGUUCAUGAUGUCUCCGAACAAUCCGGAUCAGAUUCUCACAUCGACGGGGCUGGUGACGACGACGACGGGGAGCGCCUCCAUUACAACGACACCCACUUCGCCGUACAGUGAUGCACCCCUCGAAAAGCUCACCCCCUCCUCCCAGGACAGCGAAGACGAGGAAAGUACCCCGGUGGACAUUCUGCCGUCGUCGAACAGCUUCGACUCCGCCAUCCGCCACAGUGCCGAACACCUGCUAACGCACUCGGCGCCGAUUUCACCCGCCCUGAUGAACAACAACGGCGGCAGCCAUCACGACAGCAGUAGCGGCAAAAGCGUGGAACAUUCGUCACCGCAAGCCAGUGGCCACAACGACACCGAAGGGGAUGUCAUCGGGCCGGUCGAACAGUGGGUGACGCAACCUGCUCCGCAGGGGGUGCUGUACAAAUGUAGGAUAACGCGGGACCGGAAGGGCAUGGACCGGGGGCUGUUUCCGAUCUACUACCUGCAUCUGGAGCGGGACUACGGGAAAAAGGUUUUCUGUUUAGCGGGGCGAAAGCGAAAGAAGAGCAAAACGUCCAACUACAUCAUCAGCUGUGAUCCGACGGAUUUGUCCCGGCAGGCGGACGGCUUUGUGGGGAAGCUCCGGUCGAAUGUGUUCGGAACGACGUUCUUCGUGUACGACAGCAACAAGAAGGAAGACCACGCCAACCCGAGGCUAGACCUCGCGGUAGUGAUAUACGAUACCAACAUAUUAGGUUUCAAGGGGCCGCGGAAUAUGACGGUGCUGCUGCCGGGGAUGACCGAGGACGACCAGAGGGUGAAAAUCAGCUCCGCCGAUGGCCAGCUGGGGCUGUUGGACAGUUGGAAGUCGAAGAACAUGGACAAUGUCGUUGAACUGCACAACAAGACGCCCAUCUGGAACGACGAAACGCAAUCGUACGUGCUCAACUUUCACGGCCGGGUCACGCAGGCCUCGGUCAAGAACUUUCAGCUGGUGCACGACUCCGAUCCGGACUACAUCGUGAUGCAGUUCGGCCGGACGUCCGACGACAUCUUCACGAUGGAUUUCCGCUACCCGCUGUGUGCGUUCCAGGCGUUUGCGAUUGCGCUGAGCAGCUUCGACGGGAAGCUGGCGUGCGAGUAAUUGGAGUUGGAUAGUUGGUAGAAUUUUUAGGGGAAGAAGAUUAUAAAAAGUAUAUCGUAACGAAACUUCAUCAGGUAACAAAGUAGUAGCGAGAGUGCAACACUUGAGAAGAAGCCGUUCUCAAUGCUAGCAGUAACAUGCCACGUGGAAUUCGGUGAAGGAGUAUCUCUGAGAGAUACCCGUCUGUAAUUAAAAUAACUGAUAGUAGGAGUGAGGAGAUAAAACUAAACGAAAGUCGACUCAAUUGAUCUAGAUCUAUUAGUGGAAAGGACGCAAAUUGAACAAAUGAAAACAAAACAAAGAUUUCUACUUACGAUUUAGACUUAAGCUAGUUGAACAAUGAAGUGCUUGAAGGAAAAUAAAAAUGAACAAUUAUUAGGUUCAUGCUAGGAAUAGCAUCCAAGUAAAUAUACGCAGGAAACUGUGAAGAGCUUUGAUUAAAAUGUAGUUUAGAGGAUGCAUUACAAGGAAUAUGAGAACAACUAUUUAUUUCUGUUUUAGGCGUGUUGGUUGAUAUGAAAAAGAGGUGAAGCUUGUUGUAGGAGUUCUUCUGCUGCUGUGAUCAAUGUGGACCUUAUGAUUGGAUUCACUUUUGUUUGUUUCAUGCGAAUAUCUGAAAAUGAUAAAAACUGCUUUUAAGGUGAAGGUCAUCUGCGUUUAUUCUAAAAAUACAACGCCUGCCUCUUGACUCGCAUUUUCUCGAGCACAAAUUCGAAGACUUGUCAAACACAUUUGUCUGAAAAUUCUACUUGGUAUUCACGAGUAGCAUUUUCAGAUUAGUCUGCUUUAUGGAUCUCCUGAUGUGUUUUUGAAGGAAGUAGAGAAAAUGAAAGGCGGUCAAUGUGGCGGUCAUCUUUAUACUUCAGAAAUAAGUGCCCUUAUUAGAUAUUUUGAAACAAAUUUGUCCAACGCUUUCAAGCAGUUACCAGUAAAAGAUCACUAAACAUAUGAUUAAGACUAAGAGGGAGCGGGACAUUUGGCAUAAAGUAAUUUAGCAUAAGGUCGUUUGGCAUAAGGUCACUUGGCAUAAAGGAAUUUGGCAUAACGGUAAUUUGACAUAAUGGACAUUUGGCAUUAUUGAAAUAAUAAAAAUUCAUGCAAUGGCAGGCAAAAACCAGCCCUUCAAUUAAUAACUGUGGAAGUGCUCAAAGAACACUAAGUUGAAGCGAGGCGGGCAAAGUCCCAGUGGGGACGUAAAACCAUAAAGAAGAAGAAGGUUUUGAGAACCAUAAUAAAACCUUAAAGUUUUUGUUUUGGUUUUAUGACGGUUCUAAGAACCUCUCUUAGUCCAUUUGACUAAAAAUGUUACUUGGGUUAUUUAUAAAAUACUAGUUGAACAGCUUACAGUGAAAAUUUGAGCAUUUUUAAAACGCUUGACAAAAAAUUACCAAGUUGAAAAUUUCUUAAAAUUGAAAAAAAAAAAUGCCUGUCCCAAUCAUUUUGUCUAUCUCCUGUGGUUCUGACAGAACAUCCGAAUAGAUUUACUGGUGGUAUCACAAUUUCUGGGAUUCCAUUUUAUGAAAUGUUUUUUUCAAUGAACACAACGAAAAAAUCUACAAUGAAAAUUACAUUACGUGAUAUGGUUUAAUGGAAAAUUAUAGAUUUUUUACAAUAUCGUUCUAGACAAUGGAAUUUUUCUGAAUAUGUAUCUACUUAAAUCUUUUUGUUGACCUUUUGGAUUUGUUGGAAACAUUUUACUAGUAUCCAGAAACAGAAACUUUAAAAAAAAGAAACUUCAUGGUAAAUAAUGGAAUGGAACAAUUUCCAGUCUCCAGUUAGCCUAGUGGUUAAGGCUAUGGAUCGCCAAUCCGGAGACGGCGGGCUCGAUUCCCGUUCCAGUCGGGAAAAUUUUCUCGACUCCCUGGGCAUAGUGUAUCAUUGUACUUGCCUCACAAUAUACAAAUUCAUGCAAUGGCAGGCAAAGAAAGCCUUUUAAUUAAUAACUGUGGAAGUGCUCAAAGAACACUAAAUUGAAGCGAGGCAGGCCAAGUCCCAGUGGGAACGUCGAGCCGUAAAGAAGAAGAAGAAGAAGAAUUUCCAAAAAGGCACGUUCCUGUCCUGUGUGAUACUGUUAUUGCUAUAUUUGUUCCCGAGAUUGAUCUGUUUUAGAGGAUUUAUACAAAGAUUGUAGCAUUAUUACUAAACCUGCGAGAAAACAUGUUCUUGUGGAGAAUAUUUCCGCUUCCCGCAAAAUCUUCAUAACGAUAAAUUCAGCCUUUCUGUAAGAAUGACAAUAGACAUCGUAUCGAACGAGAUAUAUUCUAUUGAUGGUCGAAUCAGAAGCACUGAAUAUGUUGCCCUUUACUGGCAUUUGCUAGAUUUGCAGAAAAACUUGUAGUUAGAAUGCACAGAAUGUUGCUUACUGACAAAUUUAAUAAAUCAUAUAAAAAUAAUUAGCUGUCACUUGUAGCUAUUGGGCACAAACUUGGGUUUGUUGUGGAUUGGCAUCGCCGAAAAAGAGAUCGCUUGUGGAAAAGAGUGGUGUGGUCUCGGGUUCAGUUUGGCUCUCUGUUCCGCAGAAUUAUUAUCUGUUCUGUGGCUUAGUUGGUUCAAGCGCCGGUCUAGCGAAUAUGGAGUCGUGAGUUCGAAUCCCGCCAAAACGCAAUUUUAUUUUUUACAAACCCAACCUUCUAACUACAAGUUUUUCUGUAUCGAGUCGGGGGACGUACACUUUAUGGUUCAAUGAUUGUGUAACAGGUCAAACAGUUAUUACCCAAAGACCUGAGGAGUAAUGUCUUUGUAGAAUUUUUUUUAGCAAACUCAAGUCUUUAAAUGUACUAAUAAACAUGUUAGCUGAUUUCUUUUGAAUAUAUUUUUAAAAUGAUUAACUUUUUAGUAGAUUCAAGGGAAUUUUUUGGAGAAAAAACUCGAUAAAAACUACUUGAUUAUUCCAAAAUAUCAUGUAAUAAACUCCAUGUGAAAUCCUACGAUAAAAGUAUUUUAUGUUUCAUUCAGGAAUCAUAUAGUAAUGAUUAGAAAGAAAAUGAAACGAAUAUUCAAGGUAUAGUUUUAUAUUAUAAUCUCUUAAAAAUAACCUCUAGAAUAUCUCGAGUAUUUAUUAAUGACAUCAUAGGAAAAAGUACAAUAGUUUUGAAUCCGGUAAUUUUUUUUUCUAAAUUUAAAGGCAGUCGUUCCAUAUACAUACUCACCAACAUCUCGAUUUCUAUCAAUAUGACGCAAACAUUAUGUUCGCAUUACAAUCAGCUUUCUAUUAAUGCGAAGAGAUUAAAAAUUGGUUAAUAGCAACGCAAGAUAUUUGAAUUUGGUAAAUUUUAUAUUUUUUCAAAAGUGUUCUACUUGAUUUUUAGAUUAAAUCCAAAAACUGUUCUACUGACAACUGUUUAAAGCAUGAUCUCGAAAUCAGCACGUAUGUAAUUUUGUAUGAACAAUUUUGGUCGUUAAUACAUAGAAGUUUAUGACUUUCGUGUUAUAUCGUAAACUUGUUUAAUAGAUGAAAUUCCUAAGGCAACUUAUUCUAGUUUCCCCGGGGUCCUAGUGGAAAUAGUGGAGCAAUACCUAGAUUUCCAGGAGUAAUUUCUGAAGGAAUGUCUAGUAUAAUUCUGAAGUAAUCAUUUGAGAAAAAUUCAAUCAAUAUUUCUUUUAAACUCCUGGAUUCAAGGAGAAGUUACUGGAUGCUUUAUAUCAAUAGAGUGAUUUGUGGGUCAGCCUAUUCAUUGUACCCAUAAACAAAUAGAAUCGCUCCAUAAAAAAUCAAAAAGCACUCCAUAAAGAAUGAACAUAUAUCCCAUUAAAAUGUUUAAUGUUACCCAUAAAUAAUUGAAAACGUUCCAUUCUAUAUGGGAAAUGUACCGGUAAAACAUAAAAUUUUCUCAUUAAAGUGAAAUUUUGCACCAAUAAAUAAUACUGAAAUGCUCCAUAAUAAAAUACAAAUGCUCCAUAGAAAAAUGCAAAUGACCCAUAAAAAAUUAAAAUUGUACCCAUAGAAAAUUGAAUAUUGCUCCAUAGAAAAAAUAAAUUGCACCAUAAAAAAUUGAAAUUGCACCAUAGAAAAUAGAUAAAUUCUCCAUAAGUAUUAUCAAACUGCAUCAUAGAAAAUAUGAAUCGCUCCAUAAAAAAUGGAAAAUCCGCCAUAGAUAGCAUAUUCUCAUAAUUUAAUUCGACAAGGCUAAAUUGCUCUACAUUACACUGCUUUAGUGGUGCAAAUGUUUAAAGUUAUGGAGAGUUUUCAAUUUUUUAUGGAGCAAAUUUUAUUUUAUGUGGUGCAGUUUGAUAAUACUUAUGGAGCAUUUGUCUAUUUUCUAUGGUGCAAUUUCAAUUUUUUAUGGUGCAAUUUAGUUUUUCUAUGGAGCAAUAUUCAAUUUUCUAUGGAUACAAUUUUAAUUUUCGUUUGCUUUUUUCUAUGGAGCAUUUGUAUUUUAUUAUGGAGCAUUUCAGUAUUAUUUAUUGGUGCAAAAUUUCACUUUUAAUGAGAAAGUUUUAUGUUUUACCCGUACAUUUUUAUAAUGUAUGGAACGUUUUUAAUUAUUUACUAGCUGAACCCGGCAAACUUUGUCUUGCCUACUGCGUUUUUGACGUUUCAAGUCCCUAGCCAAGCCCAAAGUCCCCUUUCAAAAUGUAUGAAAACCAGGAUUUUCAAAAACUCUAUUUGCCCAUGUUUUUUGCCUCAUAAACCUUCCUUGGGUGAAAACUAAGAGAACAAAACUUAGACGACUCAAAUCGGACCAUCCGUUCGAAAGUUAAGCGCGGUCCCACGUAUGCCACUGCAUUCUUAUAUAUAUAGAUAGAUGGGUAAUAUGGCACAUUUUCAUGGAACAUAUGUUCAUUCUUUAUGGAGCGCUUUUUGAUUUUCUAUGGAGCAUUUGCAAUAUGUUAUGGUUGCAAUAACCGUUUGCCGGUUUGUGGUUUAUCUGGAGUUUAUUUUUCAUGGAUUUCUGACGAUUAAGUAUCCGGCAGGAUUCGAGUAGAAUGCUAGAGGGAUUCGAACAAAACCCCGCAAGAAUUCGGAUAGAAUCCUGACAUGAUUUGAGCCGAAUUCGACAGGAUUCAAGCAGAAUUGCUAUAAGAUUAGAGUUGAAUCCUAAUAAGUUGUGGCAGGAUUUAAGCAGUAUUCCGGCAGGUGUAGGGCUGGACAUCCGCAGCGGAAAAACUUACCCGAAUCCCAGACCACUGACUAUACGCACCGCCUCCAAAACACACACUACACGUUAAUGCUUAACUACUCAAUUGACACUCCUUACACCCUUAACACAAAUCCUACAAAUGAAUGCUAAUAUGAACCCUACAGUAGGUUCGAGCAGAUUCUCGGCAGAAUUUAAGCAGAAUCUCCGCAGGAUAUGCUCGCAUCAUAUUGAAAUUCUGCUAGAAUCUUUAUUGGGAUGUUGGACUAAUCCUGUCGGAUUUAUUAAAUUUGUUUAUAUUUGUGAAUUUUAACUUAAGGAUAAUUCUUCACACAAAUUCUGUCAAAAUAUUGAAGAAUUUUAUAAAGAUUCUACCUAAACUCUUAUAGGUAUCUGCUCUUAACUUGUCUGACUCUGAUCAAAUCAUUUCAGACAUUUGCACCAACUUGAGCUUGAGCUUGAGCUUGAUUGACCGCCCGUGGAUGCUACUCCAGUAUCGCCAGAUAAGCUACACACAAGGAACCAAUGAGAUUAUCUGCCGGGCACUAGCAGGCAUCUUCAGUGUGUGAGCGUUGGUGAUCUUGUAUGUUUAGGCGAUAAUGGCGCCUGCCACGUCAGAUUGCAGGUCAAUGUGGGGAAGGGAAAGGAAGUGAUGAUUGUAAUCGUUAGUAUCCACAUCAGACCGAAUAUACCUCUGCGUCUGCACAAACUCAUGCGGAUGUCGACUGUUGAUGGGAUAUGGUUGGAAGAAGGUUCCACACAUUAUUGGUGUGUGGAUGCCAGGCGUAAGGUGAUAGAAUCGUAUGUUUAUUAUUCUGAAGAUAUGCGGUACAGUUCGCUUGAUUGCAUAACUCGUAGGCGUUAUCUGAUAUAUUGAAACUAUGCUGUGAACGUUGGAAGGAAGGGAAACGGCUUUUCAACCGUUUCUGGUUCUAGCGAUGGCUAUGAACAUAUGAAUAUACAUGAGUUGUAUUAUAUAGAAAGUAUAGAGAAAGUGGAUAGAAAAAUACAAAGUAGAAGGAAAGGAACGGGCCAGGGAUUGAACCCAGGACCUUCUGCAAAUGAAUCAGAAGCGGUAGCCACUAGACCAUCAAGCCCGUCCAUUUCAGACAUAUGCACCAGCCCUAUAAGAAUUCUGGUCGGAUGCCGUCGGGUUUCUGCUCGAAUCUUGUUGGGAUUCUUUUCAAAUUCAGCCGAAUGCAGCUCGCAUCCUGUCGGAAUUAUGCUCGAAUCCAGUCAGAUUUCUGGUUGUAUGCUGUCGCGAUUCUGCUCAUGUGUCGGAAUUUUGAUCAAACCCUGUCAAGUUUUAUCAGAACUAUCCCUGAAAUAGUUCGCGGUAAAGUUGUUGUGGGAACAUUUCUUUGUUGAAUCCUUGGAGUAAUGCUUAACCCUUAUCACUCACAAUUCACAUGAAUCAGAGAGGACGCGUAUAGUAUGAUAGUACCGAUAGUACGGAGGUCUCAAAAUAGUUUGAAUUAUGAAAGGCGGAAAUCAUCCUACCUUAACCUUUCCCACCCAUGCUUUCUUCCACAACCUGCACAUGUGCAGGCACAGAGCAAGAGUGAUCAUGCCAAAUGGAGUCCUUGCUUGUCCUGAGAUACGAAAGUGGAUCAAUUUGUUGAGAUUCGAACUUCGAUCAUUUGAGGGAUAACCAAGUGCGUUAUAGGUCAUUUUACCCAAUUGAAGUUCAGUCGUUAAGUUUGAACGAGUUGGCUAGAAGUUGGAAAUCUGACGGCGAUGAGGAGAACCUAAAGUGUACAUCAACUGGAGCAUAGUUAAAAUAUUUCGCUGAUUCCAUGAAAUGAUUCACAGUUCACUCUGGUUGGAUGUAAUUUUAUUUUUUGUAAUUUUGAAUUUACUUCACGAAGAGCUGUUAGAAUUACUGGAUUUUACCAUUGUCUUCAUCCAAUGGUUGAAAAACUCACUUUUCCAAAAAAUGGGCUUUGCCGACAAUAUGGGAGUUUGUCAUUAUGAGAUUAUUGUAAAGAAACGACUUUUAAAAUGUUAUUAGACUGUUAGUACAACAGCAAGAAGAAAAAGAGAUUUGCUCUCACACAUUUUAUUGAUAAAAAAUGGGAACUUUGUUUGGAAAGUUAAGCAAGAAAGUUUUACAGCUAGUCAUAGCAUGUGUCUUGUGCCUGGCGAACUUUGAAGCAUUCCUGUCAAGAUAUCAAUCUCUAAUCCAACAUGCAAUCGAACAAUACAUCUCCGGGUGUGCUUUCUAAACUUCUUUGAAUCUCUUUGAUGCCAUUGUUGCGGCUAUCCGCAACUCAUGGCUACCCGUAGAUAACUCAUUCAUACCCAGCCAAAUCUGUCUCGAUGUCAAUCAAUUCAAUUGUUCUGUUAUUAUAAGGAAAUUGAUGAAUUGACGCCACCGCAUUAUAUCGGGGAAAUCAUGUCACAUACGAAACCACAAAACCACUUACUAGACCUUUGAUUCGAUUCUGAGAGGUGAUAUUGUUGUAGCAUUGUAAAUACAUUCAAAACAAUCUUAACACUUCAUGGAAUUGAAUUAACAUUGAUCACAGUGGUAGCAGAAGUAUAGCAUAGGUUAUUGUAAAGUGGCUCAACAAUGGAAAGAUGGACACAUAAAGGAAACAAAAGACAGCAGUCCAAUAGUUUUUUCAUAGAUCUAAAAUAUAAUAAUUCGACAUCAGUAUUAGCGACUGAAAAAAAUUCUAAGAAAAACAAUAAAAUUGCUCAUGUUUUUUGAAACAGGCCUAACGUUUUUUCGCUGAAACAAGUGUACUAAGAGAUUCAUCGCAAACAACCGAAUGAUGAGCUAAAUACUCAAAAACUGCAGUAAAAGAACGCAAAAGAAGAAAAACGUGAUCAAAAACUUAUAUUAGGAAUCGAAAACAUCAAACAAGCUUGCCCAACUUGCAUUAUAAGUUAACGCGCUCGGCCGCAAAAAUUGUAAAACGUGAAUCGUAGAAAUUAGAGGUUCCAUUUCCCGACCAUUUUGGUUGUCCCGGGAUUCGGGAUAAAAUUUGUUGCUUGUCCCGGGAAAUCCCGGGAUCCCGGGAAAUUUUUCAAUGUGCUUCAAAAUACAUUUUUGUGAUCUGGAAUAUGUUUUAUUCAUCAAUUAAAAAAAAAUCAAUGAUUCAAAUCUAGUAAAUGGACUCAUCAAUUUGAAUUCGUUCUCUGAAAAUACGACUUCAAGAAGCAGAAGUUAUUACUGAUUUCAUCGGACAAUGAGGGUCGCUUUUUAGAACAGAUAUUUCCGGAGUUCGAUUUUAAGAUUCGGGCUCAACAUACCAAGUAGCACAAAAAGUGACAGCUCUUCCGCAAUUACUUUCGAAUAAUCAAUCAUUUCCGAAUCAGUCUAAGACGGGUUGACAUAAUUAUUACUUUACAGCCGAUUCCAGUUCUUCACGCAUGCUCGAUGGUGUUAUGCAUACAGGACAAUCCAGCACUCAACUCGGCCGCAUCAUUAUCGGUCCGUCUUUGGCAGUCUCGCAACAAUCGAACUCCCAGGUCUUUGAUGAACUUAAUCAUUUGCGUUUUCGAUGAGCUUUCAAGUUCUGCUGGCACUUGCGUUGACGACGAAAGACCUUUUAAAAAACACACGGACACGUUUAGUACUUCCAGUGAGCUGUUCGCUCUUUGAAGGAAGCACGACACUAGACAUGGACUAGCAUGCAACGCCCAGUGGCACAGCCGAAAAUUUUUCCUGACAGCUGCGGCGGGAAUCGAACCCACGCUCCUUGCACGAUGCGACUAAAUGCUUGGUGACACUAGCCGCACGACCACGAAGCCACCUUGAAGGAACUUUAGCGCUGUUUUUAUUUCCUUUUGGCGCCGUUUGUUGAUUAUUUUCAUGAUUGCAUGGAAGAGGUCGUUACCAACUUUGGAGAUACUUUUCGUAAGCUUUGAAUACAAGAAACUCAGCUGCCUUCCGCAGACAGUAAUAUAGCAUCUCGUCUUCCCAAUGCUACCGAAACAAGUCUGAUUGGCUGAAGAGCUUCCUGAUGGUUUUUUUGCAGCCUCAAAAUCUUUGUCCAACAUAAGUCUGGAAAGGCCUAUUUCGGAAAAUUUCUCUUUGAUGCAAUCAAAACCGUGAAUGAAGUGCUCCAGCAUCGUUUCAGUCGAGUUCUUACGAGUUUCGAUGUCCACACACAGUUGAAGUGGUUUAUGUAACAUUUUCGUGAUGUUUUGUUGAAGGCCAUUUUAGAAAAAAAAAACACGACUCAUCGAAUACGUUUCAGGGACACUCCAAUUUCAAAUCAAAGCGACAAAAUGUGUAAGAAAUGUGUGUCCCGGGAAUCCCGGGAUUUUCGGGACGGUGAAAAAUUUUAUCCCGGGAUUCGGGAAAUCCCGAUUUUUUCAAGAUCCCGGGAUUUUUUGUCCCGGGAUAUCCCGGGUUGGAACCUUUAGUAGAAAUAGUAGUCGAACAUUGUUCAUGUAGAAUAAAAAAAGCAGAGAGUCAACUAAUGCAGUGCUCGAACACAGUCAGAUUAGAUGGGGUAACAUGUACAUCUGUCAUCAUCAAUGUUAAGCUGCGGCAAGGAGAACCGGAGGAGCGAACGCGAAUGGUUGUGUCAUAAUCAAAAGAAACAAAGUAGUACCGUAAAAAAACAAACAAAAUAGUCAGAAAUUGGAAAAGGUAGAAAGCGAAAACUUCAAACAAACAACAUAUAGAAUACCACAACAAGACAACAGAUUUUGUGGUUAACCAUUAGAUGCUAAACUUUUUGUACUUAUUUAUUUGACCGGAAAAUGAUAAUUGAACCUAUAAAAAAGAGUAUGGUUUUGCAGGGAUUGAGGUUGCGGUCAGUCUCGUUUGAGUGCUUUUUCUGGAUUUUACAAUAUAAGGCCAUCGAAUGUGUGGGUCUGAAGGUUUUCAGUUGA